CCGAAAACCAAAAAAAGCCACGGGAGAGAGAGACGAAGAAGAACAGAGGAAGGUCAAGCGACGAGAAAGACGAACCAUAGGAACGAGAAUCUACGGAUACUGUAUACGAAAUACGUAUACGAAUACGUAUAAUCGUGUGUACUUGUACUCAUUUCUCUCAACGUAGCGUUAGAGACAGUAGUUCCUCCCAGAAGCCCUCCGAUUCCGGCGAAUAAGCAUUUCCGCCUCGCGAACCUAAGCCGGAAUAUGGACCAACUGAAUCAAGGCUCGAGCUCGGAUUUUACAAAUAAGCGAAAAAGGGGUCGUCCUUGCAGAGAAGAAAGCCAGGCUCAUCAACGAGUGAAGCCACCUGUUACUAGCAUCGAUGAGGAUCUGAUAGGUCAAGUGGUUUCUGGUGUUGUUGAAGGUUCUUUCGAGGCAGGUUACUUUCUCAACGUUAAGGUCGCUGACACGGAUAAGCAAUUGAAAGGACUCGUCUUCUUACCAGAUAAAGUCACUCCGGUUACUCCAACGACUGAUUUGUUUCCCCAAGCUAAGAUGUAUGCAAGAGAAGAUAUCCUAUUUCGCUCUCCAAACCAACAAACUCUUCCUCAGGGGAAGAAAAACGCUGGGAACCAAACUGAUGACAUUGGUUCUUCUGAGCGUCAAACCGAUGUUCAUCCAAUGAGCGAUGCUAUUGAUGAGAUGAAUCAUCCUAUGGAUACAGAGAUGAAAGAUGUUGGUGGUUCUUCUGCAGAGGAGAAACACGAUGAACUUGAAGGCCAAACCCUCUCUCUGAUGCCUCAGUUUGGUAGUGAUGAUGUACACAAAAAGGAUCACACUCUUCUGACAUCUGAAGCUUGUGAAGCAAGUAAGACAGACACUACUACUUCACCUAAAGAUUCAGAUGCUGAAGGUUGUACCACUACUUUCGUUGAUUUCUUUCCAGCAUCUGCAACAAAUCGAAGCCAAGCCACGGGAUCCAGCUCUACUUUGAGCCUCGAACUCUUUCAGAACGAGACUAAAGGGGUGGGAACUGAGGAGGAGAAAUCUCCUGCGGAUGGUGAACUUCGUGGACUCGUGGAGAAAUCUCCUGCGGCUUCUCCCGUUGAUGAUGUCCCAGAGGAGCUUCAGCUCGAGCUUGGCAACAAGAAGAUGAGUGGUGCUUCAGCCAUUGCUACUGAAGCAAAUCAGUCUGUUUCAUCAAAAGGUGGGUUUUUGGCGAAUUUGUUUGAAGGAAGAGAAGAGACGUCGAAUAAACCAGAAGAAACUAAUGCAGGUUCGGAGAGUGGUGGCUUCCCAGAGGCAACAACACAAAUAUUUUUGUGUUUUGACGCAGAGGUGGCUUCGGAAAAUCCCAAAAAGAAUACUUCAGCUGACUCUGGAUUUAACCUGCCUGGUAGGCUUCCUUUAAGAUCGUACAAAGUGGAG
Molecule: messenger RNA, 1410 nt
Organism: Thlaspi arvense
Lineage: Eukaryota; Viridiplantae; Streptophyta; Magnoliopsida; Brassicales; Brassicaceae
Source: the annotation of a GenBank genome assembly